Molecule: messenger RNA, 2544 nt
Organism: Necator americanus (New World hookworm)
Lineage: Eukaryota; Metazoa; Nematoda; Chromadorea; Rhabditida; Ancylostomatidae
Exons: 24
Coding region: 1-2544 (847 amino acids)
Source: RefSeq, a predicted model, not a curated record
AUGCUGGAUCCAUUCAUGUUAGCAUGCAUCCUUGCCGCUGUUGCUGCUAUCAUUGCUAUCAUAUUUUAUUUAUUCAGUGGAAGCGAUGAAGAAAGAGAUUUUGAAAAGGCAUUCGGUGAAAAUGCUCGCAAACUACUAAGUCAGGACCGUGAGAAGCACAGAUCCAAAGUGAAGAUUGCAAAGAAGAAGGAUGUGAAGGAAAAGAAAGCGGAGCCCAAGCUGGAUGGCGAUUUGGAAGUAGAAUCAGUCGCACCGAGCGAAACGGUUCCGGACUCAGCCGACCAUGCGGCUCCAUCUGUUUCCACGUCAUCAGUUAAAACUGCCUCCCCCAUAGAGCCCAAGGUGAAGAAACAUUCCAAGAAAGAAAAAGAGAAGAGUCUUGCUGGUAACGCAAGUGCUUCUGAGCCUGAAGAAAGCAAACCAGAACUUGCGUCCUUAAGUAGUGAAGAAACUGUGGUCGUAAGUGAAAACCUUCUUGAAGAAAAUAAGGAAAAUCGAAACGAUCAGUCAACCACCUCUGAAGGAAAAAAGAAAAGAAGAAGCAAGAUAAAGAAGGAAGAAGAUGUGGUUACUAAUAGAACUGCGCCAGAGGAAACUCAAGAAACUGUUGUUGUAGAAGCCGUCGCUACCGUUCCAGCAAAAGAAAAGGAGAAAAAAUCCAAGAAGAAAAUCACUGUGGUGAACAUCAACGAUUUGGAUUCGAACAAAGUACUCACACGCAUUGCUUCGCUAGAAGAGAUAGAACCCGAAUAUAUCAGCUAUCUCGCCACCUACUUCCAUGACACGAAUGCGAAAGUAAACAACCUGGAACGUGCCAUUGAGGAAUUUGAAAGGAAAGAGACUGACUACAAGAAGAAAAUUGAACAACAUCAACAAUCCCGAGCGAUUGCUGACAGGCAAAUAGCAGAUCAUAAUCGUGUUAUAUCGGAAUUAACCGCAAAGCUUCAAACAUUAUCGGUAUCGGAAGCAUCGGCAAAGCAACAGAUUAUCCAGUUAAACAACGUGCGUAUUGAGAACGACACGUUGAAAUCUGCUCUGUCGAAGUCAGCUGUGGAAGCAGCAGCCGCCGCCAAAACUAUAGCCAGCCUGGAAUCAGUAAAAGCUAAUCAUGCGGAGUUAACCGAACGUCUAGCCAAGAUGACCAAGGCUCUCAAUGAAAGUGCCGAUGAAAAUGCUUCACUGAAACGACAAAUUGCUGGGAUCUCAGAGCAGAUCACAGCUCUAGAACAUCUCGAGAAAGAGUUUGCCGCUUUGGACACGGCUACUCAUCAAUUGAAGGCUGAAUUGGAGGAGAAGAAUCGCAUUAUUGAAGAGACAAGCCGUAUGGCGCCAGCAGUGGACUCGGUAAAAAGGGCGGAAUGCGAACGUGACGAAAUUGCUCACCAAUUCGCACAGGCUCGCACUGAAUGGGAGAAGAAGGAAGCAGCUCUAAUGGAUGAAUACACUUCCCUAAAGAAUCUCGUUGAUGAGCUCAACAAAGAGGUUGCCAAGUUUGAGCAGUUUAAGAAAGAACAGGAUGAACUAGAACAGAAAUUACUGGCUAAAGAAGCGGAGUUGGCAGAGAAAAGUGCUCGUUUAGCAGCCGCUGAAAACGAAAAGCAAGUGCUGGUCGGUAAAGGAAAUGAUCGAAGUGUGGAAUUAGAGGCCGAAAAUGUAGCACUUCGAAAGAAGGUUGCCGAGCUGGAGAAAAAGUUGUCCGAUGUAGAGAAAUCUCAUGCUAUAACGCUAGCCGAAGCCACCGCCAAGCAAGCGUCAACAGAUGAUGAGAUUAUGGUUCUAAAGAGAACGCAACCAGUUGAUGCCUGCAAACCCAGCGCUUCCGUUAGCGAAGAAGAGGUGAUCAGCCUUCGUUCUGAGAAUGAUAGACUACAACAGAAAAAUGAGGAAUUACGCAAGCGUAAUUUCAAAAUUUUGGACGAUGUGGCAAGUCUGGAGAAGCAGCUCGCAGCUACAGUUUCCUCCACAUCACAUGAAUCGUCGAAAUCGAAGAAGGGAGAUGGUGAUUCGGAUAUGAAACAGUUGCUAGAAGAAAGAGAGCUUGUAGCAUCGGCUAUCGGAAGCCUCGUCAAUUCUCCACUGAAUGAUUCGAGUUAUGAGAAGUAUGUCAACGAUCUUGCAAAAUCUCUAAAAUCUGCUCUUCACGAAUCAGGCAAGAAAGAUAGGAAAGAUCGAUCGAAGGACCAUUCAAAAGAUCAUAGAGAGGGCCCUGUUGCGAAGAUGCAAGCUGAAAUUGACAACUACAGAAAUGCAUUCAAUUGUUUGUCAGCCCUCUUGACCCAAAUUGAAAUGGGUGUGGAAGAACGUGAAUCUUUUUACAAGGACAAGGUUGCUGCUUUGGAGAGCGCACUUGAGAAAGCUAGUGCUGUCGCAACUUCAGCUGAUCGUCUCAAAAAAGAGCUCAGGGAGUGUGAGCUUCUGAAAAAGCAGAUCGAGGCGUUGCGAACAUGUCUCGGUCAAAAUACGAAUGACGAUAAGACAUCAACUUCAGCAAGAUCCUGCACAGUGAAGAGUGACGAGUCGGAUUGGGAGGUCGUCAGUCGUUAG